AUGCCUCCAGUGCGGAAGUCAGCCCGCACCAAGGGCUCAAGGACCGUGUACUCCGAGGAUCCCAUGGUAUUAGAUGAUACCUCCAGCUCGGAUCUGGUUGAAGGUAUACCAAAGCCUAUGCCGGCAGCCCGUGGUUCUAAGCGAAAGUCAGCAAGAGUGAAGCAGGAAGAUUCUUCAGGUGGUGAAUAUGCACCCCGCACUGACGAACCUGAAGUCAAUGAAUUUCAGGAUGCGCUGGACGAUGAAGACGAAGACGAUGAACCCAGCGACCUCGGGAGUCAGGACGACGAGGAUAUGGAGGUGGACACGCCUCGCGGGAAGCCAAGGAGGGGCCAGCUAGCCAAAUCCCUUCCUGGACGCGACCCCGACGGCUCGAUGCGAAUGGAUCCGAACGAGACGCAUUCUCGCGGGAUCAUGGACCCGAAGAACCAUGUUUCAAAAUUCAUGCAUUACAUCUCAACAUUUGGUUCCGAUGAUCGUGACCUAGGGCCUAUUGUCCACUCGCGGGGCCGGUGGCGCUACAGUAGGGAUGCGACCUUUCCGUCGCGUGUGUCUCUGGAACAAUCUAGAGGAGAGUCAGACCUGCCACUUGGGCAAACUUUUGGCCUGAGCGAUGCAGAUAUGGAGAACGAAAGAACGAAAGCAUGGGACUGGUACUACAGCAAAGAGACUGGCGAGAAAUUUCGGACAGCCCAACGGACCGCAAAGAUCAAAGAGACCGAUGCAAACCUCAGAUACUUACCAAACCCCAAGCCAGGAAUGCAUACAGUCCUCUUGGGGCCAUCUAAUGCCCAAACGGAGUACCGUCUCAAAUGCCACGAUGCUCUCGAUAUCAGCGAGGCGUGGCCAGAUAAGAAGGUCAAAAGAACUAUGCCGAUCGAUGCUAAGAUGCGUGAGGGAUGGCUGAUCAGUGUGGGGCAUAAGGUCAACUGUAUGGCAUGGGCUCCGAACCAGGAUGGUAAUUUCCAGUAUUUGGCUGUCGCUUCCCCAAUUACAAACGAGCAAAAGGCGAAGGUUGAUGGGGAGUCUGAUCUAAAAUCAUCAUUCCGACCGUCUCCGCCAUACCCAAGUGCGCUCCAGAUAUGGGAAUUCAAGGGAAGGAAAGUCGCAUCUGUUACUCAUACUUUAGAUAUGUCUUUUCAACCACGUCUACGGCUCGUGAUAUGCUCUGAGUGGGGAGACCUACGGCGCAUGACUUGGUGCCCCGUGGAUCGUGAAAGUCGCAGCCAGGACAAAGACGGUGGCUUCAUAAACCUGGGCCUUUUGGCUACCAUUUGGGGAGACGGGAAAGUGCGGAUCCUGGAUGUAAAGAUUCGCCAUAAUCCCCACAAAGAAUAUAUCCACAUGACAUCGCCUGCCUUCGAGGCCAUCCCAAAAUCCACCAUUUGCACUUCGGUGGCUUGGCUCUCGCCUAGUGACAUUGCGGUCGGAUGUGCGAAUGGCUUUGCGGCCGUCUGGAGCAUCGUGCCAUCCUCUACAUCCAACCCUCAGCCGUACUUCUACCAGAGUUUACACAGCACUUAUGUGUUGAACAUCAUAUCGAUGUAUCCAACAAAUCCGCACCUUCUAGCUACAGUCAGCAUGGAUGGUGAUACCCGUCUUUGCUCUAUCAUUGACCCUCAAGGCGACACUUCCUCUACUGUCCGUGUCCGAACCCCCUCGGGUCAACUCACCUACUCCCCCAUUCUCCAAUCGGUUUGCGCUGGCGAUGACAACGAGAGUGGCCGAAUCAUGCCGGUACGAAGAUUCUUUGGCACGAACGCCACGGCGAAAGUUCCCAGCAGUAUCUCGUGCAUUUCGCCGUGUAGUUUCUGGCAUCCAAGUCUUCUCAGCGGAGGGACCGGUGGGGAGGUGCUUGCCAGCAAUCCCCUCCGAAGACUUCUUUACUCAAAAGAGAAACAAUGGCAACAGACAUGGUUCACACACGACUGGGUGCCCGACCAAAAAGGCCAAGGCCCCGGCAUCAGCAGAUUUUACGACGGGUUUCAAUCCGAAACCCAGGGGAGUGCCCGAGAUCGAACCAACGAGGGAAGACCUAGUGGCUUCACCAUCACUACCAUUUAUGAUGAAAACCAGCACGUCACAGCACUAGGGUGGAACCCGAACCGCUCUUGUGCGGGUUGGGGAUGCGCUGCGCUUGGGUGUGGCCUGAUCCGCGUGGAGGAUUUGGCGACCUGA
Molecule: messenger RNA, 2178 nt
Organism: Penicillium chermesinum
Lineage: Eukaryota; Fungi; Ascomycota; Eurotiomycetes; Eurotiales; Aspergillaceae
Product: transcription factor TFIIIC subunit TFC6
Exons: 2
Coding region: 1-2178 (725 amino acids)
Biological process (GO): transcription by RNA polymerase III
Cellular component (GO): transcription factor TFIIIC complex
Molecular function (GO): protein binding
Source: RefSeq, a predicted model, not a curated record